AUUCCGAAAAAGUGGAAGUCGCCGAGUAAUAAUUUCCUUCUAUGCGUCUUCUUCUUCUUCUUCUUCUUCGCAGAGGAAAAAAGAGUUCACAGGUCUGCCACAAAAACCCUAAUCCCCAAAUUCACGCCAUCAAUUAUCUGCCAUCUUCAUUUAUAACACUAAUUCGCCAGAUCUCGAACUCCUUUAACGCACAAUCGUCCAUUGAUCAGUCACCGAUUGAUCACCUCCUGUGAUGAUCACAUCAGUUUACUGAAUUACCAAUCAUGGAUUUUGAUGGGAAUAAGAGUGUGUAUCAGAGGCUCGGACCUUCAACUUCGAGCGACAGCAAGUACCAGAAGGUUUGCAUUCAUUGGCGAGCGGGCAAAUGCAAUCGUUACCCAUGUCCGUUCUUGCACAGGGAAUUACCGCUUCCACAGCAACCUCCUAGAAACGGAACGGCGUCUUCCAAGCGACCCCAUGGAUUCGCUGGUGAUCAGGACAUGCCCCGCCGUAAUCCCAAUUUCAGUAAUUCUUCGAGCUGGGGACGGGCUUAUGGCGGUGGCGGUCGGGUUGUUAGAAAGACGGAAAAAGUUUGUAACUACUGGAUUCAGGGGAAUUGUAGUUAUGGGGAUAAAUGUAGAUUCUUGCAUACAUGGUCUACGGGCGACUCUUUUUCACUGUUGACCCAGCUCAAGGGACACCAGAAGGUUGUUACUGGGAUAGCCAUGCCAUCAGGGUCUGAUAAGCUCUACACAGGGAGUAAGGAUGAGACUGUGAGGGUCUGGGACUGUCAAUCUGGGCAGUGUGCAGGGAUAAUAAAUGUGGGUGGUGAAGUAGGUUGUAUGCUUAGUGAAGGCCCAUGGGUUUUUGUUGGUCUUCCAAACAUUGUCAAGGCAUGGAACAUACAAACUGUUAUUGAUCUGAGUCUUAGUGGACCUGUUGGACAAGUGUAUGCCCUGGCUGUUGGAAAUGAUUUGCUUUUUGCGGGUACACAGGAUGGGACUAUAUUGGCAUGGAGAUUUAAUGCUGUUACUAACUGCUUUGAACCAGCUGCAGAACUUAAGGGUCACACUCUAUCUGUUGUCACAUUAGUUGUUGGAGCUGGUAGGCUAUACUCUGGUUCCAUGGAUAAUUCUAUAAGAGUGUGGAACCUUGAAACUCUGCAGUGUUUACAGACACUUUCAGAGCAUACUUCGGUUGUGAUGUCUGUUCUUUGUUGGGACCAGUUCCUUUUAUCAUGUUCCUUGGACAAAACAAUAAAGGUCUGGGUUGCCACUGACAGUGGAAACCUGGAAGUAACAUACACUCACAAUGAAGAACAUGGAUUGCUCACCCUUUGUGGCAUGCACGAUUCUGAAGCCAAGCCCGUGUUAUUCUGCUCUUGCAACGACAACUCUGUUCGCAUCUACGACUUGCCAACUUUUUCAGAGAGGGGUAAGCUAUUUGCAGAGCAGGAGAUUCGGUCGAUACAGAUGGGUCCAGGUGGUCUGUUUUUUACUGGUGAUGGAACAGGUCAAGUGAGAGUAUGGAAGUGGUUGGCCGAACCAGCCGCGGCCGCCUCUUGAUGAAUAAAUUUUUAAUCUUGUUACAAUGUGUAAGUGUCUCUGUAAAAGAAAUUAUAAGACGAGAGAUCUAAACAAUUUUGAGUCAUUAGUUGUAUCUUUUAGUUGAUUAGAAGAACCAAUUGCUUUUUUAGCAAAAUGCUAGUGGUUUACCGGCACAAUAUGCUGUUUUUUCCCCUUUAUUUUGGUCUUUUGUAUUGUUUAGGAAGAUACCUGCAUGAAUGUCUCUGUUUUUUGUUGGCAUAAAAGCUGUAGGUGGCAACCUUAUAAUUCUAUAUGAUCUUGCUUUCCGAAGUCAGUUCAUUCAUCAUUGUAAUAUAGGAAGUCUUUUUGUGCA
Messenger RNA from Diospyros lotus (date-plum), 1878 nucleotides. RefSeq names its product zinc finger CCCH domain-containing protein 48-like. Gene Ontology annotation, molecular function: protein binding; metal ion binding. NCBI's taxonomy places the organism in Eukaryota, Viridiplantae, Streptophyta, Magnoliopsida, Ericales, Ebenaceae. The record is from RefSeq and is a predicted model, not a curated record. The transcript is spliced from 10 exons. Bases 264 to 1544 code for a protein of 426 amino acids.